AUGAGUUUGAGUCAGCUUAUAUCCUUUGGUAACAGCUCCGCAGCGCUGUUAAACAACAUAAUUAAGUCUAAAUUAGGGUCACUAUUUAAGCCUAACCCUAACCAGGAGUACCCGUUGCCCAGUAUUCUUUCCUAUUCUGGCUGUCUCAUCCUAGUGUGCACGGCAUAUAAGUUAUACGAAAAGUACUAUGAAGGAAAAGAAGACAAGCUCGAAUUAGCCGGUACCACGGUGUUCGAUUCGCACACUGCUGAUUGGGCUAUGGAACAGAAAGUCCCGUAUGGCCAAAAUGAUAUGAGCAGUGACCAGAGUACAGCUGGGGGCAAAGAGCAUGCCGGAGAAGAAGCCGAUGAAGAUGAGAACGAGGAAGACCUGGACGAAGAAUUAGGGGACGAAUUAGGGGAUUAUUAUGAGGAACAGUAUGGAGAAACGUAUGGCGGAGAAUAUGGAGAAAUGGUUGACCAGCCUUAUGGGGAGGACUAUGGUGGUGAAUACGGCGAUGAGUACGACGAAGAAUACGUUGAGGACUACAACGAUGAAGGCGAUGAGGAGUUCAACGAUGACACGCUCUCUGAUGGAGACGACGAAGGGGUCAUUCACCAGGACGAUGAAUGGGUAUAUCCAGAGGACCAACACUGA
Plasmodium fragile is the source of this 636-nucleotide messenger RNA. RefSeq lists its product as uncharacterized. The record is from RefSeq and is a predicted model, not a curated record. The coding region runs from base 1 to 636 and encodes 211 amino acids. NCBI's taxonomy places the organism in Eukaryota, Apicomplexa, Aconoidasida, Haemosporida, Plasmodiidae. The transcript is spliced from 2 exons.